Molecule: messenger RNA, 3471 nt
Organism: Pseudogymnoascus verrucosus
Lineage: Eukaryota; Fungi; Ascomycota; Leotiomycetes; Thelebolales; Thelebolaceae
Exons: 4
Coding region: 655-3048 (797 amino acids)
Source: RefSeq, a predicted model, not a curated record
CUUAAAAUAUCAUAUGGUACAAACUUCACUUGAACAACUUGAAGAAGUCAGUCUUAUUUAUCACCAAACGAUUCCUGACGUCUUUGCAAACCCCACCUUUUUCAUAUUUCAGUGCUUGCAAGGUGUUGGCUUUUGAAAUGCAACUUACCUUCUCCCAACUCUUUCUUAAUACCCAUAACAUAAUCGAGGCAGUGCUUCCGCUUUUGCGUUUAACUUCACUCACAGCUAAGAUCGGUUCGGUAGUCGGUUCAAACCGGCAGAGAGGUUGAAGCUGAAUUCACGACGCUUCACCAACUAACAUUGUCAACUUACACCAUCCAUACUACAAUGCUUCUUUUUUUCCAAGUUCAUCUCCUUCCUUCUUUUCUUCGAACUCACCUUCCGAAAACCCUACAUCAUAUACCAGGCUCUUCAUAGAAGUAUUUGGGGGGGUUGAAUGUCAUACUCCUCCUAUCACUACUUUCUAUCGUCACACAGUCUAUUAGCUUUUAUUGCUUCCAAUAUUCUGGUUACCAACUACAACUUCAUCGACGUCACCAUCGACAUACCCCGCUGUUCCUCAAGACACUCCAGCUACCAACUACAUCUUCAACAUCGUCACCAUCAAACCUCAGUACCCAUUCAUAUGAAGUCAGAUACUUAAAUCUAUUCGAGAUGCCACCAAAACGCCCUAACGAAGGGAGCGAUGGCCAGGCAACCAAACGAGCAAAGCCUGGUCAGGCGAGUGACCCUGCGCCAAAGACUGCUUCUGUUCCACAGAGAAAAGCAACCAGGUCUACGAAGAUAAAUGGUGAUGGCGGCACCCAAAUUUCGAGGUCCAAUCCUCCCCCAGAACUUCAACUCAUUCAAAUCCCACGUCCGACAAAGCCCAAUGGCUUUCCAUGUUUUUCUGAUGGCGACGUGCUCGUUAUAUUGGAUCAUGGCGACCUAAAACAUCAAUUCCGGCUACAUAGCCAGGUCCUGAGAAACUUCAGCCCCGUAUUUGGCGAAUUGUUGUCAGCAAAGCUUCCCGAAAAGAUUCCCAAGAGGAUCUUAAACGCAAACAAAACCGAACUGGAAUUUUGCCUAGAGCUCAUCAAGGACCCAGAAUCGGGUUGGUGCCUUCAAAGAAGGUCUCUCUACAGAAACGCAACCCUGGACAAUUCCAAGGCGGUUCCGGCGACUGGAAGUCAAGUGAAAGAUUAUGACGGAGGUUUUGGCAGUGAUGGCAGUUCGGAUGAUACAUUAACCCUGCCGACUGAUAGAUGGUCGCCUCCACCACCGUUACAGGCGCCUGGCGUGUAUUCCCAUGGAGAAAAUCCCCCUAGGGGAUCUGAUCGUGAUACUUCCCCUAGUCCUAUUAUAACCCCAAAAAGGUUGACCCUGGCAGAACAUUUGGGAUCGUCCCCAACUCAAGAUCUUGACGUUGAUAUGUCUUCCGCCUUAGGAGCAUCAGGAGAUUCGGCCCAGAUAGAUUGCUCAGGGUGUCCCCAAGCUCAAGAAGACGAUGAGAUAUCUGUUUUUGAGCGCGCGGUUUAUAAUGGAACGGGCGAAGCAUCCCGUGAAAGUUGUGGCUCGACUAUAGCCAAGGAUAAUCAAACUCAAAGAAGCACCUACCCAGAUACCAAAGUUGUCAACUCGGUCACAGGAGCAACCAUACUUAGUAAUGGAGCACCACCAACUCCCACUUAUGAACCGGAGACAUCUGUGGUUGAAAUGAGGCAAUUCGCCAGGCCUGAACAGAUAAGCGGCGACAUUUCAGCCGACAUGGAAAUUUUGCCAAAGGAAGAUGCCUGCGAUUCUAUUACGAGUCCGCGAACUGAAGCACUCGACAAUGAGCCUCCCUCAGCUCCAACCUCAGACUGGGAGUCUUCUUCAGCAGCCGCAACGGCCCCGAAUGAAGAGAAAAAACUAGAUGGCUCAGAAAUGGGGGCUUCUAUGAAUACGCCGAAUAUAAUGACCAUACGACAAGGCGUUGUAGAGAGAUUUAUCCCUAUACUAAACUUCCACAGAGCAAAUUCCGCAAUAUGGACCGGAGACAAAGGCGAGAAGGCUUAUUCGGUCGGAGUCAAUAUUGAGUACGUUUCGGUGAAAGGAGUUCAGGAUGAUGACUGUCAACUUGUUUCAGUCCAUCGAAAAAGUCAAUCUGCAGGAGUUUCCCCCGUUAUACCCAUUUUUAAAUCUUGUCUGAUGCAGCAACGCAAAAUCCACGCUUAUGCUUCACUUCUACGUGUCGCGUACUAUAAACCCCCUAUUGUUUCGCAGAAAGAUAUAAGCCAAGCUCUUAUCCAGUCUGAACAUCUGAUUGAAGCAGCAAAGUUAUAUCAAACACUACCAGCCAUCGAAGCACAUGUUAGCCAUUUGCUAGCACAACAUGGUCGCUCACUGUUUCAAAGCGUAGCUCUGGACCCAGUUCGGUGGCUCAAUAUCUCGAUUAAUCUCAAGAAUAAAAUUAUUUUCCAAGAAGCGAUGAUACACCUCGUUGGUCGGAUUCCGGAUGAAUUUACGUCAGAGACUUUUUCUGGAGUUCCUCACAAUAUCCUCAGGCUUCUGCAACGAAAGUACAGGGAAAUGGAUGAGGAAAUUUCUAGGGUUAGCAGAUUGCUUUCUGCGGGUUCAAUUUAUGAGUUCGGGAUCAGAGCCGAUUUGACCGACAAAUCAUCAUUUGAUAUUUGGGUUUUGGCAGGCCUUUGGCGAGAGUGGUUCGCCACAAAUUUUGAAAAGGCCAAAACUGAAGGUCGUCAUCCCGAAGAACCCACGAUCCAAUCGAAGCUAGGCUUGCUCUACCGAACCAUAUAUGCAGGCGGCGAUGCAUACCUUCCGAAACAGAAGGUUUUGGAUAUUCUUCGUCCAUUUCAGAAAGACGGUGCAGAUCAGACUGGAGGUUUUCUGCAGUGGGAUACGGCUGAGUUUGAUCUCACUCUGAUGAAAGCAUAUGCCAGAAAAGUGGUGCAAAACCUCUGCUAUAAUAGGAGUCGGCUAGAUCCUUCAGAGGCCGGCUUUUCAUACCUCACUUGCACUCACAUUGACGACAUUGAGUUUCCAUGGGUCAAUGCUCCGAGAAACUGAUACACGCCGUCAACAUCCAUGCAUCUGGCAACAACGAUGAUGCCUUCAAUCGGCUUCUACUGAACUUCUCUUGGUAUUCACAUUCCAAUGAGUCAUACUAUUUCGGUGGCUAAACGACAUUCAAAUAUUCAUACACACGUUUCACAUUUUAUUGAACUCACGGCAACCAAAUAUACGUAUCCAAUAUUCGAACUUGACGCAGUCCUUGUUCUCCAUUUACUCAGCCGUCUAUCAUUCCGCUCUAUUCAGGCCCGCCCACUCUCUAGGACUGAAUUCUCCAAGCCGAUUUGAGAAGCAACUAGGACGGCGUUAAUCUUCAAAACAGCAAAACAAUAGGCCAACUCCUAGGAAGUUCUGAUUGAAGCAGGCAGUCUCGCCAUAUUUCAUAACUUUGAAAAUAUUAAAUAUAAAUACUUUAUCAGC